This is a messenger RNA of Aspergillus pseudotamarii, 2067 nucleotides long. RefSeq names its product putative GTP binding protein. Gene Ontology annotation, biological process: positive regulation of GTPase activity. Gene Ontology annotation, molecular function: guanyl-nucleotide exchange factor activity. Bases 1 to 2067 code for a protein of 688 amino acids. Gene Ontology annotation, cellular component: cytosol. Lineage: Eukaryota; Fungi; Ascomycota; Eurotiomycetes; Eurotiales; Aspergillaceae. The record is from RefSeq and is a predicted model, not a curated record. The transcript has 6 exons.
AUGGACGAAGAAAUGACCCCAAGGAACGAAUUGAACGUCAUGCGGAAUUCCAUGGAGCAAAGUAGCCUACCUAUCACACAGAUACAAGGAAACGAACGCAUGGAAUGUCCGUCUCUAAGCCAGAUCAUAUCUAGUUUGGCUAUGCCCCCGGCAUUAGCCCCUGGCGUAUCUAAGCCUUUGCCUCUUGAAGAACAACGAACUUUGUUUGACACUUUUCAAGAGGCUCUCAAUAUGGCGGAGACUAGAUACCAAACCAGUCCAACAGCUGAAGCUGAAGAAGAUAAUCCUUCCUUCGAGCAAGUUAAUGCUCUUUUCGAGGGCCUCCAAGAUAUUUUGUAUAGGCUCUGGACAUGCAGGUCAAGCUUCAUAGUGCAAGCUGCAGAGGCUUUGGCAAACGGAAGUAGGAACCCAUUGUGGCGACUUCCGUAUGGACAGAGUGGUGUUCUAUCUUUUUUUCUCCAACUUAUUGCUUCAAAGGAGGAAGUUGGUACUGGUCUGCUCCUUCAUGCCUUGCGACUGAUUGGGAACUCCUGUGCCGACACUGACGAAAACAGAACGAUUGUUGUGAAAGGAAACUACACUUCUGCUAUCAUCCAACAUCUUCUGAAUCCCGAACUUAUAAAGAUAGUAAUACCUGUUAUCUACAACAUUUGCAUUGAUUUUGAGCCGGCCCAGUCUCAACUGGCUGCAAGUAAAAUAGUAUACAUACUCCUGAAAUUAAUAAGGGAGGACUCGUUCAAGGACAACGAAAAUUUACUUGAUUUUGCCUAUGAGCUAAUAGAACUAACUGCGGAGCAAGAACAAGGGAUAGAGUUAUCACCUGAUGAAACCAUCUCGCUCCUUAUUGAUCUUGUAGUUGAUAAGGACAUUGUCCAUACCCCUUCUCGAUUUUCUUGCAUUGCGACUUGCUCGAUGGCGUAUCUCGAUAAUAAACGGUUUCAGAAUGUCUGCAUAACAAGAUACAUGGUAGCUGACAUUCUAUCGAUGCUCAGCAAAUCCUUGGAUUUCGACGCGGGGUGGCCCUCUAAUGAUGAUAUUAAAGUACUGGCACAAGUUCAGUUAAGGAUCAACCAAAUGCUAGCAGAGAUAUCUGGAGCACCAUUAUUCGCUGAAUAUUAUCCCCUUGGCUCUGAUCUUUCACGGAUGCUGAGAAGCUGGUUGCAGAGAACGGAGGAUCAACUACAGAUCUGUUCCUGUGUCAUGUUAGGUAACUUGGCGCGUUCGGAUGAAGUAUGUCAAGUGAUGGUCCGAGACCUGAGUAUCCACCGGGAUCUGAUAUCAAUCGUUAAGAGUGACGCUAAAGGAGCCGUCCUUCAUGCUGCACUAGGAUUCUUGAAGAAUUUGGCAAUUGCUGGAGAUAAUAGAUUGCAUCUGGGACAAGCUGGUAUCAUUCCUGCGGUCUCUCGUCUUUGGGAAUAUGAGACGGUGCCACAAGUUCAGUUCGCAGCCACCAGCAUCGUACGGCAGGUGAUCAUUGCUUCAGUUGAAAAUGUAUCCCAUUUGCUAGAGGCCUUCCCUGGGGAUGACGAUAGCAGGACUUAUCUCUCACAGUUGCUUUCGCUGUUUGAGAAAACGGACUCCACCCCUAUUAGAACUGAAAUUGGACGCAUCAUAGCAUCCAUAUGCCGUACCCUCGUCCCAAAAUUUCGUGAACAAGACCAACAAGCAGAUGCCAUCCUCAGGCGUCUCUUUAGCAUUCACGAGGGCAUUGCCUUCCCAAUAGGUGCUAUGAUUUCUCAAUCACAGUGGCCGGUUGUUCGGAGUGAAGGCUGGUUUGCCCUCGCGUUGAUGGCGUCUAGUCAGCCGGGCUCUGCGACAGCUGUGGACUGCAUAGAGAGGAUGGGUCUGUUCCCAACUCUUGAGCAAAGCUUGAGUGCGGAAUCCUUUGGCUCAAUGGACGAAGUGGACAAGUUACAGUUGAUCAAAGAUCGUGACAACAUAAUCGUCCUCAUCCAGGAAAUAUUGAAACAAAGUCCUAUUCAACUUUCAGACUCGGCCAAAAAUACGCUACAAGGCCUAAUGAACAGCCAAGUCUUGCAACACUUGGAAAGUACUAGAGAACGUUGA